Porites lobata is the source of this 12995-nucleotide messenger RNA. NCBI's taxonomy places the organism in Eukaryota, Metazoa, Cnidaria, Anthozoa, Scleractinia, Poritidae. The record is from the annotation of a GenBank genome assembly.
AUGUCUUUACAGUGCAAGAUUUGUGGAAAGUGUUUUAGGGUAGCAGGAAAACUAAGCAGGCAUGAAAGAGUUCACACUGGGGAAAAGCCUUACGAAUGUAAACAGUGUGGCAAGUGUUUUAGUGAAGCAGGACACCUAAGGAGGCAUCAUAGAGUUCACACUGGGGAAAAGCCUUACAAAUGUAAACAGUGUGGCAAGUGUUUUAGUCAAGCAGUACACCUAAGGAAACAUGAAAGAGUUCACACUGGGGAAAAGCCUUACAAAUGUAAACAGUGUGGCAAGUGUUUUAGUCAAGCAGUACACCUAAGGACUCAUGAAAGAGUUCACACUGGGGAAAAGCCUUAUGAAUGUAAACAGUGUGGCAAGUGUUUUAGCGCAGCAAAAACCCUAAGGAGUCAUGAAAGAGUCCACACUGGGGAAAAGCCGUAUGAAUGUAAGCAGUGUGGCAAGUGUUUUAGCCGAUCAGGAGACCUAAGGAGUCAUGAAAGAGUUCACACUGGGGAAAAGCCUUACGAAUGUAAACAGUGUGGCAAUUGUUUUAGUCAAGCAGUACAUCUAAGGAGUCAUGAAAGAGUUCACACUGGGGAAAAGCCUUAUGAAUGUAAACAGUGUGGCAAGUGUUUUAGCGAAGCAGGAACCCUAAGGAGCCAUGAAAGAGUUCACACUGGGGAAAAGCCUUAUGAAUGUAAACAGUGUGGCAAGUGUUUUAGCCGAUCAGGAAACCUAAGGAGUCAUGAAAGAGUUCACACUGGGGAAAAGCCUUAUGAAUGUAAACAGUGUGGCAAGUGUUUUAGUGUAGCAGGACACCUAAGGAGGCAUGAAAGAGUUCACACUGGGGAAAAGCCUUAUGAAUGUAAACAGUGUGGCAAGUGUUUUAGGGUAGUAGGAAACCUAAGGAGACAUGAAAGAGUUCACACUGGGAAAAAGCCUUAUGAAUGUAAACAGUGUGGCAAGUGUUUUAGCCGAUCGGGAAAGCUGAGGAGACAUGAAAGAGUUCACACUGGAGAAAAGCCUUAUGAAUGUAAACAUUGUGGCAAGUGUUUUAGUGUAGCAGGACACCUAAGGAGACAUGAAAGAGUUCACACUGGGGAAAAGCCUUAUGAAUGUAAACAGUGUGGCAAGUGUUUUAGCCGAUCAGGAGACCUAAGGAGUCAUGAAAGAGUUCACACUGGGGAAAAGCCUUAUGAAUGUAAGCAGUGUGGCAAGUGUUUUAGUGAAGCAGGACACCUAAGGAGGCAUGAAAGAGUUCACACUGGGGAAAAGCCUUAUGAAUGUAAACAGUGUGGCAAGUGUUUUAGCCGAUCAGGAGACCUAAGGAGUCAUGAAAGAGUUCACACUGGGGAAAAGCCUUAUGAAUGUAAGCAGUGUGGCAAGUGUUUUAGUGAAGCAGGAAACCUGAGGAGGCAUGAAAGAGUUCACACUGGGGAAAAGCCUUCUUACGAAUGUAAACAGUGUGGCAAGUGUUUUAGUGAAGCAGGACACCUAAGGAGGCAUGAAAGAGUUCACACUGGGGAAAAGCCUUGUGAAUGUAAGCAGUGUGGCAAGUGUUUUAGCCAAACAGGAAACCUGAGGAGUCAUAAAAGAAUUCACACCAGGGAAAAGCCGUGUUUUAGCCGAUCACAGAACCUUAAUAGUCAUGAGAAAGUCCACAGUAGAAAACACUCGCAUAAACGUUAUAGUAAUGAAAUUGUUUCUAAAGGUUUGCCUUGCAAGAGUAAGAAGGCAGUAAGUAAUGUGAGGAUUAGAUUUACAAACACCACACCUACACAGAGAGAGACUGGAGACAAUAGGAUAGAAGACCAGCGAUCAAACAUCAUUGAGAGACAUACCUGUUGGAUUUGUCAAGAGGAGAUGGGUGAUGAAUCUCUUCUUCUUCAACAUUAUGAAAAUCACAUGAGAUAUAUACCUUCAGGUGGUUCAUAAAGAACCUUUCUACUACGGCCAUUUUCUUCUGUCUCCAAUGUGGCUGUUGUGGAGAGGUUCAACUGUAGACUUUGCGAUUUUGAAGGUGGACACCAAUUCUCAAGGGGUGUUUACAAGAGAAAACUCACACUGGCGUGAGUUUUGUACCAGGAUGACUUUUUGAUUUCGUAUCGCGUUUACAUGAUGACUGGCUCAUUUCAUAUUUCGCUAUUUGAAAGUACAAUUAAUGUUGAUAAAAUACACAUGCGAUUCAAAAUCGCAAACAUAACGCAUGCGCUACACGUUCCAGUCUACCAGCAGACCGAUUUCACAAUGAAACAUGUGGUCGUUUGGCAUUUACAUGAUACUGUUGUGUGGUUUCUUACCAGGGUGAACUUGCGCUGGGGUGACUCACGUUGGCAUGACAUUUUGUGGCGGUAUCAUGUAAACAAAUGUAGAGUCAUGAGAAGGAACUGGAGUGAACUCACUCUGGCGCAAAAGUUGCCCCCGGUGUCAUGUAAACACCCGCUUAGGCAUUCCUGUUAUGCUUGUUUGAACAUUGGAUUAGGCUAUCCAUCAUAUGAAUCACUUUUCAUAGGAAAAGUAACAAUGGAAAUAACUAAUAAUUAGUUUGCGUUAUUCCCUGGAAAGGGGUUUAUCCAAUGGAUUUAAACAUCUAGGGCCCAGUCAGUAACAUAGAUUUUUAACUAUCCAGUUUUAUCGACCAGAGUAUUGCCACUUGAUCACCUUUCCUAACGAGUGAGAAAUACUGAAUUUAAAUAAAAUCAAGCAGUGUGCAAAGAAAGUCGUGUCCAGUAGCAGGGGGCUAGUGGAUUUUGCUAUUGGGCUAGUGAUUUAUGGUCUUAACUUGCCCGACGGGCAAGUGCUGUUCUUUGGGGAAAUUCAAAUUACAGAUUGACCCUUAUCAAUCCUGUUAAUCAAAAAGGGUUUUGGAGCUAGUUGAAAUGACUUGUGGGCUAGUACGUGCUAGCUACAGCUUGCCCGAAUGUUAGGCUGUAAACUGACUUUCUUUGGACCCUGAAUCAAGUCAUAUCUUUAUGUCUGUGCGCUCUAUUGUUAUAAGCUUUGCUUUUUUCAAAGAGUUGUGGCUUCUUUCACUUGCUUUAUGAUCUCAGGAGGUAGAGGUCCUCUUUUAAUAGUGAUGAAAUUUUUUUAAUUUUAACCGUACGGGUUCCUGUCGUUCAAACGUUGGAUGGGUCGAUCUUUCGGAUAAGUCACUUUCCAUUGGCUAACUAUAGUUUUUUGGCGUCGGAAUCGCGUGUAGAUUGCGGUGAGGGUGAAAGGCGGAAUGAGUUUGCGGAAUGGCACGUGGUAUGGCUUGCAGAAUGACAAAAUUAUGCUGAAUUUAAUAUAAAUAUAAAUGGCGUAAAGAAAUAAAUUAAACAGGAGAGCAUGCGCGCCUCUCUACCGGGCGUUUUUUUGGCGCCGAUUUGAAGGUUUAUUACUGGCAUUUAGAGAGGGUUUCACGUUGAAAAGUGCUGAGCAGUUUGCAUCAAUGUUCACUCACAGAUUGACUACAGACAUCUUUUUAAUUGUAAGUUAACUGCUAAAAUCUGUCCGCACGCUUGGUCAAGACACUUCGAAAAACUGAAUUUUUGUCACAUUCAAGUAAUAGUUUUGUUACAAUCAUACGUGAUUAUGCCGGUUGGUCGCUUACAGGGAACAGAAAUCAAAACGGAAUAUCUUCUGGCCUAAAAAGUGAUCGCGGUCGUUUAAGAAAUUUGAGUAGUGGUCUCUUACGAGGGAGUUUCUGAAGCAGUAUUUCGCUGCGAAACAAAACGAGUAUCAGUACAAAGUGGUCGCUUAAUGGGGGGUGGUCGCUUACGGAAAGUGGUCGCUAUGAGAGAGUUGACUGUAGUUUCGAAUUCUACCCUCCUCAACGUCAAAAACUUAACGCGACUGAUAGGCCCUAUUAGGUGGUCAGUUUAAUACAUGGCAAGGGACGCAAGAAACGCACUCCUACAAUGAGCGAUCGGCGAAAUGAUUUGAUCUAAUCUCAUACCCAGAUCUGAGUUCAAGGUUAGACGUGAGCUCCUUGUCGUUUUGUCCCAUUGGAGUCUGCGUCUUUAGCUUCAUCAAGACUGCUUUGAACCACGUGACUAGUGAAGUCAUCAUUAACCCUUUCAGCCCAAACAUCCACAAAAUAAUAAUGUGAUGGUACAUUUUUGUGAAGAAUCUCAGUUUAGGGAAUUUGAUAAAAAAUCCUUUAAUUUUUUUUAGGUGAUCAUUUUGUUCAUUUUUAUAACCUUUUCUCUCAUUUAUGUUUUGCCUUGUUAAGAGAAAAUUGAUCUUAACCAUCCUUUGGACUUCAAGGGCAUAUUUCUACAUUCUUUUCAGAUUCAGGUUUUUGGUUUUUGUUAGAAUUCUUAAGUAGUAGGGGCACCCAACUACGGUUUCCUCCUAAAUGCAUUGAAAUUGGUUUUUAGGCUAUAAAGAGUACUUUUUGAUCUUGAGAAAUGCAUUCUAAUUAGUCUCUGUUUGGUCAUCCUAGGGCAACUUGAGCCUUUUAGAAUUUAAAGGGGUUUCAGUAUUAUUUUCCCGAAAAUUGUACAUGCAAUUUAUCAUGAUAAUUGAACUGAGUGGUUUGAAAUUAUACGCGUGAUUUUAAAAUCGGACGAGCCAUUUUCAAGUCGCCGAAUUCAGUCAGUACCAAUAUUUAUUUGACCAAGUAGCCGGUUUGUAGAAAAGCAGAAAUGAAAAGGCUUUUAAAGCUCAUUUUGUAUUCGAAACAGAAAUUAUGCAAUAUAGAGCGAAAAUGGUGCGAUUUAAAAGAGAAAAGACGCAAUUUGGAACAGAUGUGAUUUAGAGCGAAGAAAAAGUAUAAUUCGGAGGCUUACUGUAAUUUGCGAAACGAGAUGGAACGGAAAAAAAUGCAAAUCUGCAAUUUGCGAAAUGAAAAGGAGCCAGGGCGUUAAAACGCUAAUACAGAACCCUUUUCCCUUCCCUUUCAAUAGCCCAACACGCAGGCUAAAACUAGCGUCCCUUUUUUUCCCUUCCUGCCAGUCCCGAUUCCCCGUUCGACAUCUGCUAUGCACUAGGUACACUGAAGGACAACAAAUUUUAAAGCUGAGAAGGCAUCUGACUGACCAUUGUUCUCAAUACGUGUUCCAUCUAAUAAGGAUAGCGCAAAUUUUCCGUAAAGUUGAUGCAUGUUAUACGUGCCUAUGUUAUUCUGGCAUUGUCCGAGGCAGACUGAGUCCUAGUUCUACGGUAGACGCUUCAUGUAGAGGAAAAUGUAUAGGAACACCUCAGGAUAUAUAUUCCUUCUACAGUCUACAGUUAUUGAUCAGAGAUAGAGAGAGAACGCGGCAACAAGUAUUCAUUUAAAAGGUGAGUAAAGCUCUUUAAUACAUUAUAUAUACAUUCUGAAAUGAUUCAAGUGUAGGUUUAAUCAACGCAAUGUGGGAAAGCAAUCUUCACUGGCGAUUUGUAGCAGCUGCUUACCGUUCAUAAUUAUUAAACUACAGCAGCUACAAACUACCAUGCCAGGGAACACCGUCGAUGUACAUAUCGACAAAGUUGACACUUAAAGUUUCUAGGGAUUUUAGAAAUGUAGCAGAUUUCUCAUUUUUUGUCCUUUUUAUAAUUUGGAAGUUCAAGGCCCUUGCCCCGGGGGGGGUACUACCGCGAAUUUUUGAUAGGGGUGUGCAGCGAAGGACCGUGAACCCUAACCCUAUUUAAGGACUAAGAAAGCGAAAACUGAUACCCUUUUUAAGGCCCAAAGCCGAAAAAUGACACCCUAUUCAAGGAAAGAACAAAAUUAUUCAUAACAUGAAAGGAAAACUUUAUUUCUUCUCUGUAACAUUGGAUGUAUAGCAUCAAGCAUAAAAUACUAGAAUACUUAAACGGAUACAUCAAGUUAAUAAAAACCGUUCGUUUAGGUGGGCAUUUUCACACUGCAGCAUUAGAUAAUACAAUUAAGCUACCCUAUCUAAGGACGACACCAGGGACACAGAAACAAAAGGGUCAAAAAAGAUACCCUAUUUAAGGACCGAGAACCUCAAAAACAAUACCCUAUUCCGCGGCACGUACCUAUAUAGCCCAUAUAUGGGAGUAUCUCCCCCGGGGCCCUUGCAAGGGUCGACAUUAACUUCUUAAGUUGGAUGCCCUUCGGGCAACAAAGCCUCAUGUCACAAUCUAGUUGCCCGAAGAAAAAUGUUAGUCGCCCAAAACAUUCGGUACAAACAAAUGAAAUAAAGUUGUAUCUGCAAAACAGGUACCUUCUUAUUAACUUUCCUUAAUAUUCACGAACAAAGUUAUCAGAGGAUCAAUGAGGAUAAUAUUCUACACAAAAAUUUGUUCACAUUUAUGUGCCAAAUCGAAAUAGGUUUGAGCUCACAAGGCUGCUGCCUAACAAGCGUUCGGUGGCCAAAGGCGCCUAAGCACGAUUUAUCCUCAGACAAGCAAAAUUUCAAACACUGGGCCCGAACAGGUGCCUAAAACUUAUGAUUCUCAAGCUAACUUUCAGUGAACAAACAACAAAAUUCCCUGUUCAUUCGGCACUUUUAAAAUGAAAAUGGGAAACUUUUAGUUUCGUCGUCGGCCAUAGGCAAAGUAUUAUUUCCGUCAACAAAAGGUAAACAAACAAGCACUUGUCUUGAAUCCUUCUGUGACUUCCCCUGCAGUGCAUUAGAAGUUUCUUGUGUGAAAACAGCAUUGAAUGAAUUUAAUAGUCUUUGAAAAAAUCUUUGAUAUUAAAAUCAUGACAUUUCCCCCAUGACAAGCAAAAAGCAAGAGGUGUCAAAUUACAAGUCACAUUACUUUUGCAAGUUUGUAGUGCUUUCUAUCUUGCUACAUUUGUAUGAACAUGAACGGUACACUCGUUUAUUCAGCGUUAUCUACACCUUUUUUUCGCUGUAUGUUUUGUGGUAACAUUUGUGAGAGGCUUGAAAAACAUUCUAGUUUUUGAAAAUGAUUUGCAGCGGCUAUUCAAGAUCCUAUUGUAAUCUCUUUUUAAUUUACUCAGUUGCGCACAAUGCAUGUAAAUACAAACCUUCACAAAAUAAUUUUUAUUAUAAAACAGUUUUGAUAGUUCAAAAGAUAGACUUGAUACAAAAACACUGAGUCAUGUUAAUUUACAACUUUCACAGAAAUUUCAGUUGUCCAAUCGGGCAACUAGGAUCCUAGACUUACUUGCGGGGAUCAAAUUUUUAGUUGCCCCAGGCAAGUUGGCAGCUGUUAAUGUCGAGCCCUGGUUCAAGGUAUUAUAUGACUGCUGGUGUUUCAUUACCCUGUGGUUUACAGGCCACCCAAGUUUGACCGUAUUUUUUGCACAGUCAUCGUACAUUAGCGCAUGAUUAUGUCAUUAUUUUGUAUAAGAAACUAUAUUUAUAUACAUGUAUGUAGGCUUUAUUGAUUAAAUUUGUCAAAGCAAUUCAAUCCAAUUUAAGUGUAACUAAAUGCAUAACAAGGUAUCACUCUUUCUUGUGUAACGAAAUAUUAUAGUUUCCCUACAUGUAACUGAACCCUUUGACCACUGGCUAUUCUGAACAUAAAGUUUGCAGGACACUGGCAGUUUUGAAAAAAACAUUUUUUCAGGAAAAAAAAGACAGCAUACAAAGUUUUUGAAUAGCGGAGGGGUCCAACAAUGAGUGUCAUGGACUUUCCUUCCCAAGCUAAGCAACAACAAUUAGCUCUUAUGAUUGGAUACUUUUCCACUGUUUUACUGAAAACAUUUUAUGUAACAUUUUACAUACUUAAGUGUGGUCAAGUUAAUUGCUUGUUCAACUCCUAUUUUCAGUUCUGUUCUGAUAAGAGACUCAGGUCAUUCUCAAGUAAUAAACUAGUAAAUAAUGAGUAAAACAACUGUUCAAGGAAACUUUUUCAAACCGAAUAUUUCCUUAUUUAUGGAAUAACUUAUCCAAGAACCUGUCCUAAGAACUGAAGACCUGAGCCUGUCUUGCUUCAACAAACAUUGCAGAGAUUUUUAUAGCAAUAAGAUAGGCUCUGUGUAUGUUGUUCGCUUACACCCCAAAGUUCGACUGAAUCAGGAUGCUUUUUGCAUCAUUGUGAAUUAACGUUCCAACCAAUUGUUAUGAAAUUACAACACUAGUAUAAUAUUGUAAUGUUUACUAAACCUUCGUGGCAUUUAUGGAGGUAGAAAUGGCAUAAUAUUGCAAAAUUAUAACGCAAAUUCACUUGUGUGUUGACCUCUCAAUUAAUUUGAUGUCUGUUUUGUAAACGCAGGCAACUCUUCUCACUACAUUCUUCAGCUGUGUGAAGGUAAGACAUUCAUGCAAUCAAAUUGACUCAAAAUUUUCACUGGGAGCCUUUCUCAGAAUCAACGGAACUUCAGAAAUCCUGUUCCACUUUUUGGAAAUGAGAGAGAUGGUUCUUCAAAUGAGAUGAAACAAAAUAAAACUAAAAAUGCAUAAAAUAACGUCUUCAGGAAGCUGAUUUUAAUCAGAAACAACAUUGUCCAAAAUUUAAAAACAAAACACGACGUGACUAACAUUCUAGUGACUGCAGAGAAUAAGUGCACUAGUGUAUUGAAUUUGGUGCACCUAUGCACCCAAUUUGAUGCACUAGUGCAUCGCAGUGCACAGUGCACCAAAACAGUGCACUUGGCCUAUGUAGUGCUUUUGGGAAGCAACACCGUACACAUAGCGGAUAAAUGGCUUUGAUCCUGAUUACCCACAUGUUACUUGGGCAUAAUAUCAUGGUGCAGUUUUCAGUCAUGAUUAACAGUUAAGAUUGUGUUACUUUUUCUGAUAAUUUCUUUUUCUUUCUUAUUACUUAAUUGGGUGGAAUAGCUUGUAAGGUUUUCUGUUCCCUACUAGUCCUUCCCCACUGCUAUCUUGUGUCUGGUUUUUAAAAUUGUGUGCUGUGAAAAUGGAUUAAAUCUUAAGCCACAAGAUUUUCCAAGCCAGACAUGUGCUUUAAGUAUGGGAUGCAAAGCUUUUCACCAGUCUUUCCUGCUCCUUUAAUCUUUUAAUCAAUAUAUUCCGAGAACAGUUAAAACUAUACUACAAGUAGCGGCAAAAUUGUUGAUACAUUGUACUCAAAUAGGGUAACUUUCGAGAACAAAAGAAUCUGCACCCCUCCCCUGUCCCCUCCAGUCAAAGUUGGGGUGUUUGUUGUUUUCUAUAGGUAGCUCGAACAUCAGUACAACAUUGCACGGAGGGGAUGGUGGAGGAAAGCUAUAUUUCCUCCUUUUGAAGUUAAUAAAGCAUAAAAAGCCCAGUUUUGGACGAAGUGUCGAAAUCUACGCACUGUUGUCCUAUUAGCAGCGGUUAGGAGACGAUAACUAGUUGAGAUUACUAUAUUCACCGGGUCAUUUUUCAGAAGAUAGAUAAGAUACCCAUAUUAUCACUUUGCUGUGUUUUUUGAGGGAAAAUUAGUUUUGCCAAUCUUUGUACUUGGUAGUGUUUUCAAGUAAUUACACAGCAUACCCAUGUACCAAAUGAUUGAUUUUCCUCUGGUAACUAAGUGUGAUCGUUAGGAGUCAAUGGCAGAUAAUAUAUUGUAUUUGAAUAUGUCCCUAGUAAGUUCGAAGUGUUUAUUCGAAGUUUGGCUAUUUGAUAAGGGUGGGAUUGACAAUAAUAUAGCCAUGAUUGCUAUGCGCAGGAGAAUUUUCAGGAAAAAUGUUCCAACUUCUAAUGCACAGCAAAGCUGCAUAGCAUCACUAAAUGUGUGCAGUAGAUUCGUUUCCCAUAUACCCAUAAGGGUCUUUGAAGAAUGUACUUUACGGUAGAGACUAUGAGGUCAGGAGGAGACUGGCCACGAGUAACCACAAGUAACCAACUUUGUUCUUAAAAGAUAAUCUGAUUAUUUUAUUUUAUAUUCAUCAUGGUUACGCGUGAAAUUCCUCCUAAAGAGCAAUUUUAGCCGUUAUAGCUACUUUAAUGCCUAGAAAUCUAUUAAGUUUUCUAUCCUUUUCACUUUUUUCUUUGUUUUGAUUCGUUUCGAUAAAGGAGAGAAUAAGAAAUCAUGUGCAACAUGCCACAUCACACAAUGUCAAGGCACGGUUAAGCGUGACAGGAAAUGUCACACACUGAAAAUAACGAAAUUGCCUUUCUAAUAAUUGUUCUAAAAUAGGUAUGGUGAAGUCAAACAUAGCAAAUAAAAAGCCACCAGGGGUCUUCCAUCCCAGCAUAAAGAAAUGAAUUCAAUUAAUUUUCUUAAGGACAUAUGGCCAGUUUUGCAAUUCAGACAAUAGGUGACAAAAUUGUUGAAACAAUGUACUCAAAUAGGGUAACUUCGGAGAACAAAAGAAUCUGCUCCCCUCCCUUGUUCCCCUCCAGUCAAAGUUGGGGUGUUUGUUGUUUUCUAUAGGUAGCUAGAACAUGGGCACAACAUGGCACAGAGGGGAUGGGGGAGGAAAGCUAUAUUUCCUCCUUUUAAAAUUAAUAAAAGGUAAAAAAGCCCAGUUUUGGGCGAAGUGUCUCAACUCAUUUUGUCGUCGAUUGUAGCGGCUAGGAAUUAAUGUUUAAAAAUAUGUGCAUGUACACUAGACAUGAAAUUUUUGCCAAAACAAUGAAAAUUCAACUUGCUUUUGACAAUUGUUUUGACAUAAAUGUAAGGGAAUUUGAUGUUAAUUAAAAAAAAAAAAAUGAUCCACGCAUUGAAAUUUACAAAAUUCUUUAAAAAUGAAUAAAGAUAUGAAUAAAACAAAUAAAAAUCUAAUAAAAAUGUGGGGAAUAUGUUGCUUAGAUAAUCAUAAAUUAAAAGCCUUCUUGAAAAGAUAGUUUUAAACUAAACAUUUAAAUUCAUUUAAGACUUCCACAGCAUCUUGGCUUAUUUUCUAAGGUAACUGGUUUUGUACACGUAGUCCGUCCAGGUGGUUCUUAACUUAUAGGCCAAUAGUAAUGAGACAAUUACUAUCAGAAGAUUUAAGGUUCAGAGCUUGGCAGGGGUUUUAAUAUGCACCGACAACCAACAAAACCAGUCGGCUACUUUGCUUGCAGAAGUUGGCUACUUCCCUCCCCCUCCUCCCCCCUGUAGUUAAAGCUGAAAAUGAAGUAUUAAAAGACCUAAAACUAAAAAACAUACUUUUUACCGUUAUUUAAACUCAUUAUUGAUCAGCAUCAAAAAUAAAAAGCUUUAUAAAAAUAUGACUAUAUCUUUCUUUUGCUAAAUUUAGUGCCUGGAACAUAUAAAAAUAUUGUGGGGGAGUCUGCCCCUACACUUCCCUCAAAAGAGGAGGGGGGCUGACAGCCCUUUUUUCGAUUCGGUCAGUUACUCUAUUAAGGUGGCCCGCACCUAUUUAUAUGCACGUUGGUUAUGUUUUUGAAUCGCGUUUUCGUCCACAAAGAUUUAAUCGAUUUCUAUGAUUUUUGGCAUCCUUAGUAAAGAAUGGUCGAACUUUAAGAAAAUGUUACUUAUUUUCUUAUAGGUAUAAAAACGUUUGAGAUAUCAGCAUAUGCUUAAAACCGCAUUUGUACAAAAAAUGUCAAUAACUUCGAAACCCUAAGACAGCACAAAUGGAAGCUCCCCUGAGGGACACCGUGGGCAAAUACAAAUUACUUGUAAUGUAUAGGGGAUUUGAAAGAUUACUUUACCCCGGAGUUGGGGGAAAUGAGGGAGGUUUGGUUUACAACAACCUUGCACCACAGGGAAAAACCGGGGACUUUGUAGAAAGAAAUGAGGUUGAUUGGAUAUAUAGACGACUUGUCCAGAAGAUCGCGGGCUUAGCUCUCUCCUUGUGGUGAACCACUUCUACUAAGGAAACACUUCAUUGUACUUAUAAAGAACAUUUAAAUCAACAAGAACAUUGUAGAAUAGAUAGUAUAUUUUGAGUUCUUUUCUACAGUGUAUAUUUAGUUCCUGGCAUUGCCUCUGUAAUUUUUUUUAAUUUAUAAUGGUUUAAUGAGUAAGUUAUUAUUUGGUGAGUUAUUCAUAAGGUUAUAAUAAUGUUUUUUAUUUUGUGUCGAAAAGGUAUAAACGAGAAGCUCUGCUGCAUGUCUUCACAGUGCAAGAAGUGUGGAAAGUGUUUUAGUGUAGCAGGAGACCUAAGGAUUCAUGAAAGAGUUCACACUGGGGAAAAGUCUUAUGAAUGUAAACAGUGUGGCAAGGGUUUUAGGCAAGCGGGAAACCUCAGGAAACAUGAACGAGUUCACACUGGGGAAAAGCCUUAUGAAUGUAAACAGUGUGGCAAGUAUUUUAAUGAAGCAGGUAACUUAAGGAUUCAUGAAAGAGUUCACAUUGGGGAAAAGCCUUGUGAAUGUAAACAGUGUGGCAAGUGUUUUAGAGUAGCAGGAAACCUAAGGAGUCAUGAAAGAGUACACACUGGGGAAAAGCCAUAUGAAUGUAAACAGUGUGGCAAGUGUUUUAGCCGGUCAGGAGACCUGACAAAACAUGAAAGAGUUCACACUGAAGAAAAGCCUCAUGAAUGUAAACAGUGUGGCAAGUGUUUUAGUGUAGUAGGAAACCUAAGGAGGCAUGAAAGAGUUCACAAUGGGGUAAAGCCUUACGAAUGUAAACAGUGUGGCAAGUGUUUUAGUGUAGCAGGAAACCUAAGGACUCAUGAAAGAGUACACACUGGGGAAAAGCCUUACGAAUGUAAACAAUGUGGCAAGUGUUUUAGUGAAGUAGGAAACCUAAGGAGGCAUGAAAGAGUUCACAAUGGGGAAAAGCCUUAUGAAUGUAAACAGUGUGGUAAGUGUUUUAGCCGAUCAGGAGACCUAAGGAGUCAUGAAAGAGUUCACACUGGGGAAAAGCCGUAUGAAUGUAAACAGUGUGGCAAGUGUUUUAGCCAUGCCGGAACCCUAAGGAGUCAUGAAAGAAUUCACACCAGGGAAAAGCCGUGUUUUAGCCGAUCACAGAACCUUAAAGGUCACAAGAAAGUCCACAGUAGAAAGCAGUCGCACAAACUUAAUAGUAACGAACGUUUUUGUAGAGGUUUGCCUUGCGAGGGUAAGAGGCCAGUAAAUAAUGUGAGGUUAAGAUUUAAAAAUGCCUUACCUGCACAGAGACAGAGAGAGACUGGAGACAAUAGGAUAGAAGACGAGCGAACAGACGUCAUUGAGAAACACUGCAGCUGUUGGAUUUGUCAAGAGGAGAUGAGUAGUGAAGCUCUUCUUCUUCAACAUUAUGAAAAUCAUAUGAGAUAUAUAACUGAAGAUGGUUCGUAA